This is a messenger RNA of Hydra vulgaris (swiftwater hydra), 2147 nucleotides long. RefSeq names its product protein MTSS 1. Lineage: Eukaryota; Metazoa; Cnidaria; Hydrozoa; Anthoathecata; Hydridae. The record is from RefSeq and is a predicted model, not a curated record. Gene Ontology annotation, biological process: cell projection assembly; plasma membrane organization. Gene Ontology annotation, molecular function: phospholipid binding; actin binding. Gene Ontology annotation, cellular component: cytoplasmic side of plasma membrane; actin cytoskeleton.
UCUAAGCAUAUGCCGUAAUGCGUAUAUGAAUGAAAUAUAUUUAAAAUUAGGGGGAGUACUGCGUACAGUUUUUAACGUAAUGUUUGAAGUAUCGGUGUAAGAAAUAAAAAAUACUUUACUACAAUUUUGUUGACUUAAAAUGGGUGAAACAGAAGAAUCUGGGGAUCUUUUUACUCAAAUCAUGUCAGAUAUGAAGGCUAUGGGACCUUUUUGGGAUGAUCUGUUAUUAAAGUCAACUAAGUUUUAUAUUUCUAUCAAACAAACAGUCUUGUUAGCUGAUAAUUUUUUGGAUGCAUUUCAAAAAAUUGCAGAUAGUAUGACUAAUUCUAAAGGUGGUACACGUGAUAUUGGCAUUGCUUUUACUAAAAUUGUUAUGAGGCAUAAAUCCAUUGAAAAUAAGCUGAAGACAUAUGUGGGGAUUCUUGCUGAUAGUCUCGUUAGUCCAAUGCAAACCUGCAUUGAUGAAUGGAAGAAAAACUCUAGCCAACUUGAAAAAGAUCACACAAAAGAUUACAAGCGUUUAAAAAAUGAUUUAAAAAAGGCAUGCACUGAAACUGUGAAAUUAAAGAAAAAAGCAGCAAAGAAAAUUGGCAAACAAGAAUAUACAGAUCAGUACAGAGAUGCAAUGAGGGUUGCAAACCAGCUAUGCAGCUCUUUAGAAAAUCAAGAGAAAGAUUACCUCCGCAAAUUAAUGACAGAAGAACGUUCUCGAGCAACAUUUUUUUUCGAUUGUUACAAACCAUGCAUUGAACAAGAAUUAACUCUCAUUUCUGAAAUUGAGCAACUUCAAACAAUCUUAGAAGAUACAAACAAGUUAUGUGCUAAUCCAAAACAAUUGCCAAUUGUUUCUGAAGAUGCUAUAAAUGCAUACAAAGUUGCUGAAUAUCUGCAGCCUGGUAAAAGAGAUGAUGUUAUUAGUCCUUUGUCCAGCCCACUUAUAGUAAAAGAUCGUUCUCUAUCAGUUAGUUUCAAUCAUUCAAGGCACACUUUACCAAGAAGCAGUACAAUGUCUUUUAAUCAUGAUCCAAUCCCUGUAAGUGUUCCACAACCAAAUCGCAAUUUUUUAGAAAAGCAAUCCAUGCAUUUAUCCUAUUCUUCUAAUGAUUCAAUUGAAAAACCGAUUGCAAUGUAUGAUCCAGUCACUUUAAACGAGAUUCACGGAGCCGAAACUAACUACAAAAAUGACAGUAAUGAAGAUUCCUUGCGAGUUUCUCGAGGUAUACCAUCUCAAUAUAGCACAAAUAGUUGGUCUAGUAUUGAAACAUGUGAUAGUUCUGGAAUUGGUUCUUAUAACUCUUUAAGUUCACAAAAUAAACACGUAAAGAAGACUCACCGUAGUGGUAGUGAUUCAGACGUUAUUGAGAUAGAUUGUGAUGAUAGCGAGUUAUCUGGCUCUGCAUUGGCUCGUAAUGACUUAAGGUAUGCAACGAUUGAUCGCAGUCAUUUCAAACGAAAUAUGCUAGCAACUGCAAGCGUUCGUAGCCCUAGUAUUCCAACAAACAACAUACAUCGGUCAAACAGCUUUAACAGUGAAAUUAUUCCUGAAUUUCCUGAUUAUAAAAUGAACUUACCAAAGUCAAAACAUCAUACUGUUUGCAAUAAGGGUUAUCAAUAUGGUAUAAACAGGAAUAAUCCAAGUCUCAUACAAGCCUUUAAUGGUCAUAGUCCUGCAGAGUUAUUAAAACGUUUAAGCCCUGCUUCUACACCAAAUAGGUCGUUAGAAAUUCGAAGAAAUUCUUCACCAGUUCCAAGUUCUGUUCAUAAGCCAAUAAAUCAACCAAUACAAAAACAAAAGUCAGAAACUAGUUCUCAUACCACUCCUUCUCAGUCUACAAUAGACAAUGAACCAGAAGCAGCUAUACCCGGGUCUUUUUUAGCAGAACUCCAGAAGCGUCGCAUGUUAAUACGCAGGCAAUCUAAUCAGAGUUAAAACGUUUGUGAAGAAAUGUAUUUAAUAUUUGGUCAUCAAGCUUUUUUACGUCAUGCAAUCCUUUAAAAAAUUUUUUUUUUGAAAAUGAGAUGAAUAUUAGUACAUUUUUAAUUAUUAUAUUAUGUGAAUUUUUAGCCUUACUUGUUUUAAAUAUUUAAUUAGGGGAAUAUUUAUUAUGUAUAUUGUUUAAUGUGGAAUUAAUUAAUACAUCACAAAA